Messenger RNA from Amoebophrya sp. A25, 5735 nucleotides. The record is from the annotation of a GenBank genome assembly. NCBI's taxonomy places the organism in Eukaryota, Dinophyceae, Syndiniales, Amoebophryaceae.
AGGAGUGGGUUUUUUGGUGCCAAAUUUGCUAAUCCGGCAAUACAUGAUCGCUAGUGAGUAUCGGCCGCAUGGAAGGAAUCAGAUGCUUGUUCCUAGUAUGGAGAAGCAUCUGUCGAUGGUUUGUAGCCGUUCUGAGCAUGGUUUUGGUGACGAGCGACAUCAACGAAUGGCGGAUCAAGCACUUGACACUGACCACAAGGACGAUGAAAAUAAAGACCUUCAUGGCAGAGACGACAUUCUUGUGACGCCAAAGCACCCUGGACCUAGUACCAACGAGAAGAUGAACAACAUCAAUGAUGCUUCAUCCACGACUGUUGUACAUCCUGCUGUUGGAGGCCACGGAGACGGCGACAUAGUAUUAAAAGCAGCUACUCUUGUAGAACAACAUGCCACGACUGCGACUACAUCAAAGAAGACGACGCGUAAGGAGCAGCAGAAGACCACAUUUGAAAACAUACCAGUGAAAGACCUUGUCGCCGUUUUGCAGGAAGUUCGAGAGCAGCCACGAAAGACAAAGGAUAAGGAGGCAAAGGGCGAUCGUGCUUCGCUAUUUCAUUUACGGCAAAAGUGAUGGGUUGCCUAUUCGAAAGUAGACAUCAUCAGCUUUUAUGUAAAUGAAUACGCGUCUUCUAACCUAGAGCCUUGUCGAAGCUGUGUCUCGGCCGUUUCGCACGACCGACGUCUAUGUCUCCAAGGGUUCUUCAGAAGCUGAGAUGGCCAAGUCCCAAGAACCCCCUCUCCCUCAAGGACGUCUUCUCUCUGAUGAAGACACCGUGUUGUUGGAUCUCGCGAAAGCGAUACUGGCUUCAGAACGUGGGGAAGAAGACCACUCUACGAAGCAGGACACUAAAAGGAGAAGAACUUCUGAGGAAAACCCUACUACAAAGGACACUAAAAGGAGAAUUAAGGCUGUGCCUAAUACAUCUUUGGACGCAUCCUUGAAACGUAUGGAGGAUUAUCCUAAGGGAAUACUUACUCCCCCAUACUUUUCAGCACUUGCAAGAUGAAUUACGGACAGCUCUAAUAGAAGAACUUCUGAGGUAACAACACUAGAAGAUGCAGAGCGCGUGCUUACCCAAGAACUAGAGGAACAACUGGAAUCGGCCUUGUUACUGCGUGGAAAAGACCCUAAGAAAGUGCAAUCGCCUGUCCUUCGUCGUCAGGAUUCAGAGCCAGUUGCGUUUAAGAUCCUAUCCAAACUUCUUCUUGAGGAUCCUGAAGAGAUGAAGGACCAUGUGAAAGGAGGACCACGCGGCCACGUGAAGAUACAACAAACAAGAACAACUACAGAGGAUAAGCUUAAUCACCAGAUGAACAGGGAAGAUACAAGAACUAGUUCAAGGAUAUCGUCUGCAAGUAAUAGUAAUCCUCCUUCAGAAUUACCAUCGUCCUCCGAAACUGCUUCUGCGCCAUCUUCUAGCACGGUUGGUCUUAGUAGAACUAGCGAUAAUGAUGUGCCUGAAGAAGGGAAUAGUAUCCAAGUGCCUAGUACCGUAACAACCAAAGGAACAUCUGCAUCUUCUUCUGCGGAAGGAAGCGGUCCAGAGCAUAGUGAGCCUGUUGUCUCUUCUUCCUUCGGCGCUCCAGGAUUAGCGUUGCCGAUAUCGCCAGAGGCCCUUCUUUGUGCGCAUUUGGCGUUCACGACUGCAAAGAAAGAAGCGAUAAGGCAAGACCUUUAGCACUGUCGAAUCAACAAGAAGCUUUUCUUGGUCGUUUUAUAUUCAUUAGUUACACCGAGGAUAUCAAGGACAACAUAACAAUGUCGAUAUUACAUCACCUGAGACCACAACAUGACAUUUGACAUAAGCGCCACAACAUGACCCUUGCUGACAGGAGUUCCUUGCGACCAACUUCUAAACAACAGCGCACAUUAUUCGGAGCAGUACCGUCAUACCUGUUUCAGGUGGUUGCUGACCAGUUUGUGUUUGGUGAAAAGGGAAGCUUGCACUCACCCGGUUUUGGAAUACCUGCAUAAUGAAGAAUUGAAAAGCUAUGCCUUGAAUUUGAUGUGAAGCCUCUGAGGUUUUCAAGAGAACAAAGAAGUGUAAAAAGGCGUGUUGAAUACAUCUAUCACAAGAGUAAAAAUGUUGUAAGUGUAGUGUAGAAGUUGAAUACGACUACGUACUACAUCUGCACCAUCUGCGUCAGUGAGAACGUAAGCUGCUUCUCUCUAACCCACCGUCCACGGUAUGAACCACGCUCAUCCAGGAACAAGCAAGGAUAGUCUUCUGGGAAAAAGUGGCGACCACGUCAAUUAUCCCAGGUCCACAGGAUUCGCAGUCAACACUCUCGGUUUCGGCUGGCUGGGGACUCCUCAUAUCGGGUUUACCUAUCGCACGUUAAAGAGCCUGACUUUGCGGACCUACUACGGAGGCAUCUCUUAUGGAUCGUGUCACUGUGGAGUUGAGUUGUACAUGAAACUUACACGAUCCGUAUGAAUGUGACCUCAGUGCAGCAGAAAGAUUACACUCAGACGAUGUGAGAUUAGUAACUAUCAGAGGCAAUGCGUUUUUGAACACUAGAUUACACUCAGACGAUGUGAGGUUAGUACCUAUCAGAGUCAAUGCGUUUUUGAUUUAAACUACUUAGUUCACUUCUAAUCCCGAGGCAUCCAGGUCCUGACGGUGUCUCCCUUCUCCCCGUUAUACGGCACAUUGCAGUCUGGGGACGCCAUCACCGCCCUCCUCAUCGCCGGUCGCGAGUACACCGUAAGCGACGAGGGGCUAGUGCUGGUGACACCAUCAAUGUUCAUCCCGCCUCUCGUCGCAAACUCAUUUGCCUACAAGAACGUCGGCGUCGGAACUGACGCGAUAGGAGAUAGUAUCACGUUUGAGGUUUUGAUUUCGAGUCUGCCAGCAGAUGGCGAUGGCUCUGGACCGCGAGUGACCGUGCACGUAGCAAGACCUGUUUGGGGUGGUCGUAAAUACAAGGUGGAAAGGUUAGUGCUGAAUGAACGCUGUGGAGGAGGAGGAGGAGGUUAUGGCUUUUUUCCUGAAGAAGUAAAGAGAGUCUACUUGAUAGAUUUAGAUUCCUAUUUCAUUCAUCUUCAGGUGACCACAUGAUAUCGUGGUCAAACAAGUCUUCGAAAACUCAAAAUACCCGAGUUACAACUAACUGAAAUAUGGAAGGCAGCUUAACAUCAAGGGUACCCUUCCUUCUCAUCAGUAUCUCGGUUAUUCUGAUCAGUUACUUGCUUAUUUCAGUUUUUCGAAUUUGUACUAGAUUCUGAAGCUCUUCUUCUAAUGGAACACAUCAGUUUCGACCGGCGUCGUCUUCGGUAUUUUUCCAUUCUACGUGCCACAGUUUUCGGAUGAACCUUGCACCCGUGGAAUGUGCCAUCCAGGACUUCUCACGUCCAGGCGUGCUAGGAAUUUAGCUUUCACGCCAUCACACUAUUUGAUCUUUGGGGGACAACAGUUCACAGCCUUGAACGCGCACUUCUACGACCUUGCGAAACCGGCAAUCCCAGUCGCGACUCUGUGGCAGCUAGAAAGAUGGGCUAGACCUCCACGAGCGCCCACCGCCACCGCUCCUCCAAGUGAAUACGAUAAAUGGGCAAGUGGAGAAGCAAAUAUGCCGUUGUUCACGAUGUUAAGGCUUCUUCGGCGGUUUUACUCACAAUGUUGCUCAUAGGAAUCAGAGAAAAACUUUUUGAGAUUAAGGUUUUGAUACACAUUUGAUUGUUCGCGGAAAGGGACAUAGAUCUAAGUAAUAGAACACAGUUUGCCCCUAGUCAAGUACACUAGAACUACCUGCUCUAACCAUAGCCUCAGCACCAGAUGGAGUGGUCAACAAGGACAUCCUGCCUGCAGAACCUGUGAUCCUCAUGCGGCAAGCGCCAGGUAGUUCUCCAUUGUGUCCCGAUGGAGAAGACACGGCUCUGAGGCUGGUCCGAUACGUAGCGUUCGCAGGGAAGAAUCUUUAUUCUUAUGGCGUGGUUUUGUAUUUGUUUGUAUUAGGGGUCGCUAGGGAACCAGGCAGCUUUGAGUGAGUUGCUACGUGGUUCGAAUGAAUGAAUGAAUGAAUUCAAGGCCUACAAGGACCCCCUGACGUCAUUAAACCCAGUGUACAUCAGUAAAAAUUAAAAUUCAUCUCUAACUCACCACCCCCAUCGCAAUGCUGCAAAGGCUUCCUGUUCGGAAUCUACGUGACUUGACUGCCCAUGCCGUGGCUUUCUUGGCGGACAAGGGGAAGCAAAAUUUUCUCCUCUUUCUGUCGGAUCGAGAUGACAAUAUUAGCAAGGUACUAUUGCCAUUCGCUGAUAGAUUUUUUAUGCCGUCGUGGGUGUUAGGUCAUCAGAGGUAUAGUGUUUCUCAGAGACAUAGAAUAUUACCUAGUAAUGCGCAUCCAAGGAGUUGAAGAGAAAUACGAAAAACCCAUGAAUCAAUGUGGCUAGUACUUGACAGAGUAUCUCUAUCUGACCAGGUCUCGAUACUGCCGUCUUUGAUUCUCUCGCGCGCUUGUGUGGAGGUGAAGACAACGAUGCCGCCAAUAUCCGAGGACCUUGCAGAUAUAGGUGGAGGGCUGGUGCAGGGCUUGGUGGGGGUAGGGAAGGUGUAAUAUUGUUCUGGAUCGUCUAGGGUUGGGAGUCUACGGUUGGGGGACGAAAAUGUAGGUGUGGGGUCUGUGUCCGUGGCAGGUGUCCGCGUCCACUUCAAAACCGACGCGACAGCAUGGUGUUUCGAUAGUCAUUCCUUACUUUUCCUCUUACUACAACUACAUCACCCAGGAAAGCCCUCUAGUUGCCAACCAGUCCAGUCCACUCGGUUCUGCUGAGAGGGAGAGGCUACGCCGAACCUUGAAGACGAUGGCGGAGCCUAGUGCUGGGACAGGGUGGGGGCGAUCUAAGUCGGGGCCUAGUGUAAUAUUGUUCUGGAUCGUCUACGGUUGGGGGACGAAAAGGCAGGACUUGAAAUUAAAUAGUAAGGCCGUCCUCUGGACACACUGUUGGAACUUAUUUUUUUUUCGUUUUAGGUGCCUGGCCGUUGUGCUUCAGGAUUCUCGCCGGGUAAUUAAAUGUUCGUAUUGCGAGGAAUAUAGACCCAGGCCCCAAAAAAAAAAAGAGGACUACUUGGGAUGUGAAUGAAUGAAUUAUCAAGUGGCUGGGUUUUGUGUGCUCGCUGAUUGCUCGAGUUAUUUCUUCAGACUUCAAUCCGCCAAGAGGGACUGUGUGUGAGCUACUCUAUAAAAACUAACCACAGAAUUACAGAGACAGACUAUGCUGACAAACUCAGAAUACAUAGCUAGGUUCUACUAGAAGCAGGUUUGACUAGACGCUAUGUAUAUGCUAGAAACCUCGUCGGUAGAAAAACAAAGUGGAAUUACUAAGUACUUGAGAAUGAUGUGGCGCCUAGGAGUUUCAAAAUGCGUCCUUUCUGACAUCAAAAUUGUAAAGAAAUCUGCACAGAAGAAAUUGAUUCCUUCCAAACUCCGAACGGCGAUGUACGUGUGUCGUCUGAAAUUAACUCGAUUUUUCAACGUAUGUACACACGUCAUUCGAUAGCAUACUUGAAGACAAAGAUCUUACAGUGAUAGAGCUGGAAAAAACGGAAUAAGGCUGUAUUAGUAUUCGAUACUGAAACUUAGUUAACAACAAUAACAUGGACAGCAUUAUUUCAUGCGAAGUGUACCCGACCUAUCUUUUCAGAGUAGAUAAUGGAGGAGUUUGACUUUUGUUCCAAAGCAGACCCAGGGGCUUUGGCAGCCUGCUGUUUUUACUACAAGGAAGCCUCGAG